AUGCGGGCGCGCCCCUGCGCAUUCAGUCUCAGCCGGCUCUGGAGUACAAUGUCGCACCAUCCCACGCACUUCGGUGCCCCGGCCUGUUCGCGCUGCGUGGCGCGGGCGGCCGGUUUGCUAGCACUCCAUCCACGUCCGCGACACGCAGUGGCGGGGGAAACCAGGCCGCCGCGCCGGACAAGGCGUCGAAUGAUGGAGAGGCUGCGUCCCUGCGCGGGCGUUGCGGAGGCAGCGGGCGUGAGACUGUCGCGAGAGGACUUGGUAGCUCUCAAGGGGAAACUGCCGCUGAGUACCGCGGCCGAGCUGCCGGCGGGGUUCCGGCCGCCCGUGAUCUCCCCCGACCCCGCAGAGUACGAGGCGCAGUGCGAGGAGAAACGCCAGCGUGUCCUGGAGUUGUUUGGCGAGCUCGGGGUGACGGACGUGGAGGUGUUCCGGAGCGCGCCCCUGCACUACCGGCAGCGCGCUGAGUUCACCAUCUGGCACGACCGCGAGGCCAACACCGUGGUGCCGGUCAUGUACGCCGCGCCGCUACCUGGCACGAAGAUGGAGGGUGGCAAGGGGAGGGUGUACGCCAUCCCGCUGGAGGUCCCCCUCGCGAGUCCAGGGUUCACUGUCGCCAGCGAAAAGAUCAACGCCGCGCUGCAGCACAUCCUCGCCAAGGCGGGGGAGUCCGAGGUGCUGAAGACAAAGCUGUUCCAGAUCAACCUGCAGACGACGCUCUCCGGCGAGCUCAUGGCGUCGCUGCUGUACCACCGCAAGCUGGACGCGGAGUGGGAGGCGGCCGCCGCGGACCUGCGCGACUCGCUCGCCGACGCGACGGACCUGCCGCGACCAGAGGCGGCCGUGGGGGAGGCCAGCACGACGCUGCGGCGCGGCGAGGCGCCGGAAACCGGCGCGGGGGGGGUGUCGGACGCUCUGCCGCGCGCUCCGUCCAUCAUCGGGCGCUCGCGGCGGCAGCGCAUCGUGCUCGGAGACGACGCCGUGGUGGAGGAGUUCGAGCUGCAAGGGCGGGGCAAGCUGCGGUACCGGCAGGUGGAGGAGUGCUUCUCGCAGCCCAACGGCGCGGUGUGCAGGUCGAUGCUGGAGUGGGCGAGGGACGCGGCGCGCGCGUGCGGCGGCAGGGGCGCCCUGGUGGAGCUGUACUGCGGCAACGGCAACUUCAGCGUGGCGAUGUCCGACCUGUUCGACGAGGUGCUUGCCACGGAGAUCUCGCGCACGUCGGUGCGUGCGGCAAAGUGGAACGCCGCGACGAACGGCGCCGCCAACGUCCGCGUCGCGCGCAUGAGCGACGAGCAGUUCGCGGCCGCGUGGCACGCCGGCGAGGCGUGCGAGCACCUGGGCGUGCAGGACUGGGCACAGCACGACCUGCGCUGUGCACUUGUGGACCCGCCGCGCGCGGGCUGCGACCCCGGCACGGUGCGGCUGUUGUCUGAGUUCCCCCGCGUGAUUUACAUCUCCUGCAACCCGGAGACGCUCCUGCGCGACGCCCGUGCGCUCGCCGAGACGCACGAGGUCGAGCGGAUGGCGAUGUUUGACCAGUUCCCCUACACGCACCACUCCGAGUGCGGGAUGUGCCUGGUCAGACGGUAG
This is a messenger RNA of Pedinophyceae sp. YPF-701, 1590 nucleotides long. The record is from the annotation of a GenBank genome assembly. NCBI's taxonomy places the organism in Eukaryota, Viridiplantae, Chlorophyta, Pedinophyceae.